AUGCGGUUUUUGGUGCCUGGAGUCACCAAGAAGGGCAAAUGGACUGUGAGUUCUGCAGAGGGCAUCGGUGCAGGCAUGGCUGGUGCGCCGGCCAAGCCAUGUCCAAGUCAUGCUGGAGUACCGUGCAGAUUUGUACGGCAGCGCUCUAGCGGCACUUUCACCAAGGGCUUCCCAUUAAAUGGCACCGCUGGACGGGCCUCACCGGAAACCGUGCUGGCCUUGCUGGAGUGCAGGUGCGACCCCACCGAGCAUACGGAGCAAGGCUUCGGCGCGCUGCACUCCGUGGGCGUCUUUGGUCGGGCCAACCUCCGGUGCUUGGAAACCGCUCGUUUGCUCCUGGACUGGCGCGCGGACGUGAAUCUUGCAGCGGGAAACUCUGACUGGAUGAUGACUAUGGAGGUCCUAACAGCACGCAUGCGCGUGGCACUCUUUGGCCUGGCGGACUCCACGAGCUACUCGCGGAAGGUGGCCUCCAUCCAUGGCGCCACGCCGCUGCACAUGGCCGCCUUGCAGGGCGACAAGGGGCUGGUCAAGCUCCUGUUGGAAUAUGACGCGGCCGCCCUGGCAGCAGAGAUGGAUCUGGGUGAAUGUACUGGUACAGUCUCGGACUUCCUGCAGAUGACGGGCACGCCGGAGGCGCAUGACAGCUUAUUGCAGAAGGGUUUGCUUCAUCAGUGGGAGCCAGGCAUGUUCACACUCUUCGUGUCGCAUCAGUGGCUGGGCUCGCAGCACCCCGACCCCGCGGGGCAGCAGCUGGGCGUGUUGCGCGUCGCGCUGCGGCGGAUCUUGGAGCAGAGCCUCCAAGCUUUCAGCGCCCAGCAUGUGAGACAUCGAGACACGGCCCAUGCCAAGCUGCCAGAUCUGACAUCCAUGACGCCCUCGGCGCGUCUGGCAUCUUGGCACCGUGGGCUUUCUAGGCUGUCUCCCAGCGGUCUCUCACGACCGACCGUGCAGCCGCGGCCGUGGCCGCCUGAGGCGCCGGAGCGCAUCAAACGGCUGAGCCCGCAGACGCUGCAGCGGAUCGAGAGGGGACGCGCUGACAGGAUCACAGCCCGGAAGCACGGGAUCAACGAGGACGACACCCGCUCCAAUGCGGCGAGGGCGGUGCAAAGCAUCCCCGCCUAUGUGGAGGCUGCGGACCUCUUCUUGGCCUUGGUACCAGUCACUCGCCUGGACUUUCGCCUCACCUGCAGCUACACCUCCUGGCUCUCUCGUGGCUGGUGCCGCGCCGAGCUGUGGUGCCGUUUGCUGUCCAACAAGCCUGACACCAGCAUCAUCGUGAUCUAUUCCACCGGUGAAGCCGAACUGAUGUUUCCCUUGGACUGGCAGCGGAACUUGAUCGCCGAUGGGCGCUUUACCGUGGAGUCCGACCGUGCGGUGGUGGUGAAGCUGGGCGAGGCCGCACUCGCCAGUAAGUUGGAGACCUUGCGCAGCGAAGGUCCGGUGAGCCACUAUCGCUUCUACUUGGCGUGCCGGCCACGGCUCCUGGGUCAGCAGCCGGUCACUCUGGACUCCGAGGACUUCCUCCGCUACUUCCACUUCCCCUCCCUCCGGGCGGCCGCAGAGGGGCGCAGCUGCCGCGACGGCCUGACUGGACUUCUUUGCGCGGUGCUCGCGGGCAACGCGCACAUGAUCCGCAUGCUGGCCAAGUACCGUGCUGAUGUGAACGACCGCCUGGGUGACUUGAGUGAGCUUGGCUACUAUGAGACUCAAACCAUGCUCAUGGCCGCUGCCAAGUCCCACCAGGAGCCACUCAUCCUCGAGACCCUCAUCGAACUCCGCGCAGACGUGCACGCGCAAGCGCGCAGCGGCAUUGGCUGCACCUUCGUGGUCCGCUCGGCAGGGCAAGUGCAGUGCCUCCUGGCCUUCCGCAAAGUGUCCGCCGCGCCACUGAACGGCGCCGCCUCGCGUGCGGACACGGCCACGGUGGCGGCGCUGCUGGCAGCGAAGUGCGAGCCGGACUAUCCCGGAGACUUGGUUCACGCGAAGUAUGGCGCCCUCACAGCGGCAGCGCUCUUUGGGCGGGGGAACCCCUGCUGCUGGGAGAAGCCGGUGAAGAAAUGGGUCUUCAAGGCCGUGUUUCACACCCCUGAAGAUAAGGCCUUGGUGGACCGGAGGGCCAGGCCAGUGCCGCCUUUGGCGGAAGAGUGCGCAUUGGCUGGGGAGCAUCUUGGUCCCGACUUCACGAAGGCUGAUGAGAUCGGCCUCGAGCAGAGUUCCACCUUGGUGCGCACCUGGGGCUCUUUGCCAGGCAUGACGCCCUUGCACGCGGCGGCGCUCGUGGGCAACUCCAAGCUGGUGCGAAGCCUCCUCGAGGCGCGCGCACAGCUGUUGAUGAACGACCGGGGAAACUUGCCGCAUGAGUUGGCACAGGCAUGUGGCCACACGCACUUGCUACCGUUGCUGGAGACCUUUUAUAUUUGA
This is a messenger RNA of Durusdinium trenchii, 2424 nucleotides long. NCBI's taxonomy places the organism in Eukaryota, Dinophyceae, Suessiales, Symbiodiniaceae. The record is from the annotation of a GenBank genome assembly.